AUGGUAUGGUUUAGUAAUCGACGAGCUCGUUGGCGUAAACAAAUCAAUUUCACUUGUCAAAAUACACUAGACUUAGCGAAUACACCAUGGCAUUUAUUAAAUAAACAACAAAAAUCUGAAACAUUCACAUUGAACAAUGAUAAAAUCCAACAACAACAACAAGUCCUUCCUCCUUUAUCUUCAUUGAAUAAUAGUAAUAUAUAUCCUACAUAUGUUCAAUCAUCAAUUGAUCAAUUGAACAAUGAACAGUUGAAAGAUAUUGGAUGUAAAUCAAUAAAUUUAACUACAACAACUACAACAACAACAACUACUACUACUACACAAGAAGUUAAAAAUUACGAUAAAAUACAAUCUUCUUCUUCAUGUUUAGAGAAUAAAAUAUUGAAUGAUUAUUAUAAUGCAUUGUUAAAACUUUAUCAUACUAAACAAAUAAGUUCAAAUGAGUUGUUAUUCGAUCCAUUUCAAUCGAAUUAUGAUCAGUUAAAAUCAUCUUUAAAAGAUACUCAACGAAUAUUGUGUAAAUCUGAAGAGAAUUCUGAAUGUUUGUCAAAUACUGAUUUUACCGCUCAAAACAAAUUUAUAAAUUACAACAGUAAAACAAUAUUAAACAAACCAUCUAGUUCAACUAUGACUGAUAAUCAAUAUACAACUGAAAAGUUAAAACAACAACUACACAAUGAUGAUACUUUAACAACCAUGUCAUGUCCAUUGAAAAUUGAUCAUAACGCGGAUACAAAUGAACCAAUUGAACCAGAUUCUACAAUGGAUUAUCAAAAAUCCCCUGUUGAAUUUAAAUCAAUCGAUUGA
Messenger RNA from Schistosoma turkestanicum, 807 nucleotides. Lineage: Eukaryota; Metazoa; Platyhelminthes; Trematoda; Strigeidida; Schistosomatidae. The record is from the annotation of a GenBank genome assembly.